This is a messenger RNA of Caenorhabditis angaria, 2632 nucleotides long. The record is from the annotation of a GenBank genome assembly. NCBI's taxonomy places the organism in Eukaryota, Metazoa, Nematoda, Chromadorea, Rhabditida, Rhabditidae.
AUGAAGGGCGAUGAACCUGCUACUUAUCCAGUUGAUGCAAUUCAUUAUGAGUUUCCAGUAAGAGAUGUAAGUUUGGUUUUUUUGUUUAGAAAGUAAAAUAAAAUUUUUUUUUCAGUUUACUGAACAAGAAGUUUAUGAUGAUCCGGUGGUUUACGAAGAUUCAAAUGUUUAUUAUGAAGAUGAAAUAGUUACCGGGCAGGAGUUGGAUUAUGUUGAUGGUGAGAUAAUUUGAGAGAGAUUCACAAUCAGAAAAAACAAGAAUCCUCAAAAAUAUAUAUUUUAUACGUUAUAUUUCUAGAAAAAUCUAUGACACAAAUCAGAGGUCAAAAUCUAUGAAAAUUUAUGAAUUGUUUUCAAAUAAAAAUUUUUUAUACAUAGAAAAACGGAGAGGAGUUUGAUGAUGACAAAUCCUGUGAUUGUUUCGUAACUCCAAAUAAAAUCAACCAUUUUUGUUUAUUUCCAGAACCCUUUGAUGAAAUGAACACCGAUGUGCGAUUGUUGAUGUAUCCACAACAAAGAAAAUUGAAAGCGUUCCGUCAGAUGAGAGCUCUCAAUAACAAAACUGGCCGUUUGCCGAUUUAUCGAAUGACUGAACAACAAAUGCUGAAAGUUCCAAAUAUGAAUUUUGACAUUUCGAAGACAUUGGUCGAUCAAAUAAACUACCCAAACUAUGAAGUUCAACGAAACUAUUUUCGUGACGUUGAGCCAGAAGAGCCACCAGCAGUUCAAAUGCCUGUUGAGGAAACCGUGAGUUUUUUUUUUGAAAACUUGUAAUUCAAAAAAUGAAUCAUGCUUCAUCAAACUAUUUUUUUCCAGUCAACCCAUCUUACUCCACUUCCUGACAAAUAUUUUGUCCGUCGUGGAACUGGAGAUGCAGCAAGUGUUGGCCUUCACGCAUUAGCCGUACUCUGCGAUAAAUGUCUGAUUUGCUUCCGCACAAAAACCGCCUAUUCAAAACAUCACGAAUUGCACAAAGUCACCGAUGAUCCGGAAAAAUUAUUGUGAGUAGAAACUAAUUUUUCUUGCAAAAUAUAAUUUUUUUAUAGACCGCGCACUCAAAUUGCAUGCCCAAUGAUGGAAUGCGAUGUUCGAGCCGAUUGUUUGGCCACAUUAAUUGAACACGUGAAAAUUUGUCAUGAGCGACCUGAUAUGUGUUUCGAAUCGAUUGAGUUCACUGAUCUUGAUCAAUUUAAGGUAACUUCAAAAGAAAAAGGAGACAAUUCGGAAAAUAAAUAUAUUUUCAGAGAUGGAAAGGUGAAAUGGAACGUUUGACAAUGUCCAGAUACACAAGAAGUUCAGGAAAACACAAUGUUUUCAGUAAAUCGACGUGAGUUCUUUUUCCUUAUCGUUUUCGCGGAAAGUAAUUAGAUUUUUCUAGAUAUUUCCAUUGUCAUUAUUCUGGUUCUACACCAGGUACCAAGCCCAAUCAGCAACGAAAUCGAGCAAGUAAAAAAAUGGGUAAAAGUUGCACCGCAUUUUUCCACAUCAAAGAAAAGGAAGAUGGGUUAGUAAUUCUUAUAAAAUGAAAAUUGAUUGAUAAUCAAUAAAUUCAAUAUUUUCAGCAAAGUUUUGUUACGCGGAUGUGUGAAACAUGUGGGACACGAGCCAAAUGUUCGAACAAUGCCGCUCUCGGAUAUUAUCAAAAAGGAAAUCGCUACGUAUUUGCUCGAAGGUCUGAAUGAACACGAAAUUGUUGAUUUGCUUAGAGGUUUGUUGUAUUUCAAGAGACGAUUUUGAACAUUUUAUGAAAAAUAUUUUUUCAGAAGGAAGUCAGCAAGAUGAUCGUCGACACUAUAUUCAAGCGUAUGAAGUUCGGAAUGUGCAUAACAAAUUGGUUAAGCAUCAAUAUAAUAUGGCAGCUGAGGUGAGUAUUUUAAGAAAAUAUGUAUAUUGGAUGAGGGUUGAUUUUGUAUACAAUGUUCUGUUAGCUAAUUCUCUCAAAUAUUUUUUCAAACGUCUAUUUUCAGGAGCCGGAUCAAGAUUAUUUGUCGCAAGAAGAAAUGGUAGAGUAUGAAGCACGUCGACGUGCAGCAGCAAAUCGCGCUUCACCAACAGCUACACCCAAACAACCAUCACCAAUACCACCACAAAAACAACCAUUGAAAGAUGCAAAAGAAGAAACAGUUAUGGAAAUUACAGAAGAAGCAUAUGCGGUGAGCUUUUUCAUGUGUUUUUUGUCAAACUCAAAUAAUUUAUAGAUUGCUCCACCGUACGCUGCUGUCGAAGAAGUUGCAUCCGCUGAUUAUGUUGAUGAAGAUGAAGAUGCAAUUCCACUUGAACCGGAUACUGAAUUGACGAAGGAGAUUAGAAAACGGACAUUCGCGGAAAUGCGCGAAUCAUCACCGAUUUCUUCAGCUCAGGCAGCUCAGGCUACAGUUGAUGUCACUACUUCCAAAGCUCUCGAUCCUAACGCGUUUACUAAAAGAGUGAGUUGUCUGAAAUUUUCACUGACAGUUAAAGCAUAAAAAAUAAAUUUUGUUUCCAGAAAUAUGAUCCAAUCACUGGACUUCCUGUUAAAAGAGGACCAAAAACGAAAGCGCAUCGCAAACUGCUUGAAGAAUAUCAUAAAGAACAAGCUAAACACCAAGAAGCCCUGAAGGAUCUGAAGACAAGAUCCUCAAAAAAGAAGUAA